Molecule: messenger RNA, 5091 nt
Organism: Rhodotorula toruloides NP11
Lineage: Eukaryota; Fungi; Basidiomycota; Microbotryomycetes; Sporidiobolales; Sporidiobolaceae
Product: phosphoinositide-3-kinase, regulatory subunit 4, p150
Exons: 16
Coding region: 1-5091 (1696 amino acids)
Biological process (GO): autophagy of peroxisome; protein phosphorylation; protein targeting to vacuole
Cellular component (GO): phosphatidylinositol 3-kinase complex, class III, type II; nucleus-vacuole junction; phosphatidylinositol 3-kinase complex, class III, type I
Molecular function (GO): protein serine/threonine kinase activity; ATP binding; protein binding
Source: RefSeq, a predicted model, not a curated record
AUGGGCGCGGCAGUGUCCCAGCCGCAGUCUGCGCUUACUGCAGCUGCUUCGGCGGGCAAGGCGCAGCCUGGCGCGGACCCGUUCUUCGCUGAACUCGGCGGCGAGGUCCACUAUGAUCGCUCGAUGGGCUCCUCGCGGUUCCUGAAGGCUGUCAGGGGGAGGCAUCGCCAGGGAGCGCUCGUCGUCAAGGUGUUUGUCAAGCAGGACCCCUCUAUCUCGCUCAAGCCGUUCGUUCGCAGGCUGAAAGCCGAGCGGGAAGCUCUCGCGGAUUGUCCGAAUGUGCAGGCUUACGGAAGAGCAAUUGAGACGGAACGAGCGGGAUACCUGAUGCGGCAGUGGGUUGCAAGCAACCUCUACGACCGUAUCAGUACUCGACCUUUCCUCUCGUCCGUCGAGAAGCGGUGGAUCGCCUUCCAGCUUCUGACUGGCCUCAAGUACGCACGUGAGCGAGGGAUCUCGCACGGCGACAUCAAGACCGAGAACGUUGUCGUGACAUCGUGGAAUUGGGUCUACCUCACCGACUUCUCCUCCGCCUUUAAGCCGACGCAUCUUCCGCUCGACGACCCCUCCGAAUUUUCCUUCUACUUCGACACCUCAUCGCGUCGAACCUGCUACAUCGCGCCCGAACGCUUCUACUCUUCUGACUCCGAGACCGCCAAGAAGAAGGAGUCGCUCGAGAUUGGCAAGCGGGACGGCAAGAUCACAGAAGCGAUGGACGUCUUCUCGCUCGGCUGCGUCUUGGCGGAGUUGUGGAUGGAGGGGACGCCACCGUUCACACUCAGCCAGCUCUUCAAAUAUCGGCAGGGCGAGUACAGCUUGGAGUCAUACCUAGCAGAGAUUGAGGAUAUCGAGAUUAGGUCCCUCAUCCGAAGCAUGGUCUCCCUCGAUCCCUCCUCUCGACUCUCCUUCUCCAACUAUCUCAACCAGUACCGCGGAACCGCGUUUCCCGAGAUCUUCUACACCUUCCUCCAUCCCUUCCUCUCCUCCCUGACCGACUCUGCCUCGUCCUCCGCGCCCCCACCCGUACCGAGCCGACCAGGAACAACAACACCCGUUACUGGCGAUGGCGCUGGACUUGCUGCGCGACAGGAGCACACCCUCUUGCGGACGGAUGCGGACGACAAGAUUGAGCGAGUGUGGACGGAAUGGGAGAUUGUCGCGCGGUAUCUGGACGAGACGGUGCCGAAGGAAGACCUGCAGAAGGAUGCGCCAAUAUCGGACGAGCGACAUAAGCGCCACUCGCCUGCAGAAACCUUCUUCCCGAUCUGCUUGCACCUUCCCGGACAGGAGGGCAAUGUCGUAGCCUCGGGUGCUAGCCAAGACGGACCAGCUCUCGUCAUCCUCGCCCUCGUCUGCGCAAACGUCCGCAACUGCGUCCGACCAGCAUCCGUCCUACGCGCCCUUGAGAUCUUGCUCGCCCUGAACCGCUACUUGACGGAUGAGACGCGGCUUGACCGCCUCGUGCCGUACCUCGUCACGCUCCUUUCCGACGAUGCGGCGACGGUGCGAGCGAUGGCACUCCGGGUACUGACGCAGACGCUCAUGCUUGUUACUACGCUCACGCCUUCGAACGUCGACGUCUUCCCCGAAUACAUCUUCCCGAACGUCCGACCACUCGCCAACGACGUCGACAUUCUUCCUCGCGAGACCUACGCACUCUGCAUCACGCCGCUCGCCCGCACCGCCCGGAGGUUCCUCGACUUGGCCGAGGCGCUCAAGACGGAAGGCGCGUUCGAGUUGUCGGGACUGCAAGACUUUGAGAGUUCGCCGUACACGGGCAACUUCGACUCGCGCCUGCAAGAACUCCACGCUCUGGUGCAAGAGCACAUUGGCCCGCUUCUCACUGACCCGUCAACUGCCGUCAAGCGAGCCCUUCUUUCGAACAUUGGCGACCUCUGCGACUUCUUCGGCCGUCUCAAGGCGAACGACGCAGUUCUCGCUCACCUCGUCACCUACCUCAACACGCGCGACUGGCUGCUGCGGAAAGCGUGGAACGAGCACGCUGUUGACGUCGCAAAGUGCGUAGGGCCACGCAGCCUUGAGGAGUACAUCCUCCCGCUCAUCACGCUCAGCUUGGCCGACCCUGAAGAGUUCGUCGUCGUCCAGGUCCUCGAGUCAUUGACCUCGCUCGCGUCUCAGCGGCUGCUCACAAAGGGCAAGAUCUGGGAGCUAGUCAGCCCAGUCGUCAGCUUCCUCUGUCACCCGAAUAUCUGGAUCCGCGAAGGCGCGGCCCUCUUCCUUUCGACCGUUGCGUCCCUUCUCGAGCCGACCGACAAGUGGUGCAUCCUCUACCCGACCAUCAAGCGCCUCCUCCGUUCGGACGUCAAGGAGAUCACGGCGCUCUCGCUGCUCGACAACGCGCGAGAACCUAUCUCGAGGGUCGUCUUCGAAGCUGCGGUGGCGUGGGCCGGCAAGAAUGGGAAGAGUCACUUCUGGUCGGCGACAAAGGGACCUGCGAAGGGCGCGCCUCGAGAUGCGGGUGUGCGGACAGACGAAGACCAUGCUCAGCUCGAGCGGCUGAGGCAGCUCGGCAUGUCGAUCGAGGACGAGUACAAGCUGACGGCCAUGCGAGAUUACAUCGCCAAGAUCGCGUCGAGCCGACAAGCCAUGCCUUCACGAGGUUUCGACUCGCCCGACGCCCUCACGCCUUCUUCGUCGACCGCCAAUCUUCAAGACCUCGGCAUCGUCCCGCAAACCAUCUUCUUCUCGGUACGGUCGCCUGAAGAGAUGCUCAAUGUCGCAAGGAGUCGACUACAGGGCGACACCCUCACUCGCCGUUUUUCGUCAACGUCCGCGACUAGCUCGCCCCGUGCUCCUGCUUCCCUCGACCUCAACCGCCCUGUUGGCAGUCGCACCGUCAGCGGACAGCCCAUCGAGGACUUGCGAAGACGGCUUGCUGCCGGUGCAGCCGUCAAGUCGGAUUCGUCAGCAUCCCCGGCCAGCGUGCAGGAUGGCACCGAAUCCGACUCGACCGCUCAUGCCCCGACGCCGAAGGCUGACCGCCUCGACCUGCAUCGCACCGUGUCGAACGCUUCGACGGAUGCGUCAGAAACCACGACAGCGACUACAGCAACUUCGACUUCGACGGUCCCGAAGGUUCGUAGCCGGAUCCGCCUGAACGCUGUCGAGGUCGGCAAGGUCACCGCAGCGGUCGCCGAAGAUCCGACGAACGCGAUGGGCCUAUUCGACGUCGACGCGCGGUACAAGGCGAGCGCAGGUGACGGCGCGUCGGUCACUGGCGACGCUUUCUCGCAGGCGCCGACUCCCGUCGAGAAAGGCGGACCAGCGAAACAACUUCCUCUGCCGCAGCGCUUGGUUUCGACAUACGAGGGCAACGAUCCGAACAUCAAGCAGCUUCUCGAGCGGAACUACCUCGACAGCUACCGCGAGCCGCUGCCCGAACUCGGUCCGCAUGUUCCGCCAGGCAUCCCUCGUCGCAAAGCGCUGCGAACGAAUUUUCCGCCUCGCGAACGGACACCGAACCGACCGGAAGGCACGCUUAUCGCUCACCUCGUCGAACACACGGAUGCCAUCGUCUCGAUCCAGGUCUCGCCAGACCAGCUCUUCUUCGUUACCGGCUCUCUCGACGGCACAGUCAAGGUCUGGGAUGCGAUGCGCCUCGAGAAGAACGUGACGAGCAAGUCAAGGCAAACGUUCCAGCAGGGCGGCAAGAUCACGUCGGUCUGCAUUCUCGACAACUCGCAUUGCGUUGCGAGCGCUUCGACGAACGGCUCGAUUUGGAUUCACCGCGUCGACGUCAGCUUGUCGGGCCAGAUGCCGCGCUACAGCAAGCCGCAGCUGAUUCGGCAGUAUACGGUCGACGAUGGCGGUCAUGCGACCUGUCUCGCCAGCUACAACACCGACACCUCGACCAACCUCGUCUUCGGCACCUCCCUCUCAAGCAUUGUCGUCCUCGAUAUCCGAAAGAUGCGCGCCGAGCACGAGUUCGCCAACCCUCGCCACUUCGGUCCAGUUACGGCUCUCUGCCUCGACCGCAAGCACCUUUGGCUCGUCUCGGGCACGGCAAACGGCGUCUUGAGCGUCUGGGACCUCCGCUUCGGGCUCUUGCUGAGAAGCUGGAGUAUCGGACCGAGGCGGAUCCACCAGAUUGCGGUGCAUCCGGUCAAGGGUAAAGGGAGGUGGAUCGUUGUUGCGGCCGACCCGGACGACGGCUUGUCUUCAGCUGGCUCGUCAGACUUCAGCAAGCCCCGCCGCUCGAGUUCGGCUGCGACUGCCCCUUUGCCCGGCACGACUGUCGCCGAGGUCUGGGACAUCGACCGCGGUCACAAGGUGGACGAGUUCCGCAUCGUCUCGCCGCAGCAGCAGUCGGCGCAGAGCACCGCUCUCGCAAACCGUACCAACGUCUUCGCCAGCAGUGCUCCGGCGACGUCGAGUGUCUCGAUGCAGGACGCCUCGCUCGACCCAGCCGCCGCAAUCGAAGCGCUUCUCGCCGCCUCUACCGCUCCUCAGCCAGCCGCAACCGCCAAGUCGAGCGAGGCAGGUCGACAAGCUGUUCCGCCCAUCCAGCCAACGGUUCGAGCGUUCCUCCUCGGCACCGACUACUCGAUGCAGACGACGACCCGCCCAGCCGCAAGCCACCUCGUCACGCUGCAGGAUCAGCAAGACGGCUACGGUCGCGAGGCGGCUGCGAAGGGCGCGGCAGGGAAGGACAAGGACGGAGGGUUCCUCAUUACUGGCGGGGAGGACCGCAAAUUGCGGUUCUGGGAUCUGGGGCGCGUCAGUAGAAGCGCAGUUGUGAGCGGUUUGGGCAUCGACGAGGAGGUGCCGACGUUCAGCACGCAUACGUCGACCGUCCGCCCUUCACCGCAAGCCGACCCCAUUCAAAGCACGAUCCACCUCGAGUCGACCGCUCCUCCUCCCACCCCCUCGCAACCUUCCUCCUCCUCUCGGCCCUCCCGUCCCGCCGCGCCCCCCUCCUCGCGCGUCCACCGCUCCACCCUGAUCGCCAACUCGCAGCAACAGCUUCUCCGCGCACAUCAGGAGGCGAUCACGGCUGUCAACGUGCUGGACUUGCCGUUCAGGUGCGUUGUGAGCGGCGACAGGGCGGGUGUCGUGAGGGUGUUUGAGUAG